GAAGUCCUCAAGAAAUGAGGCAAUUGGGAAGUUGUGGAGCCAGGAACCCACUGGGCAGAAGGUGUAGGUUACAACAGCUUGAAAGCGAGUGGGAAAAUAAAGUGAUGAAGAAAGGAAAGCAAGAAACUGCGGUAAUGGAGAGGUCUGCGGUCAGGAAUGGACCAGAGACAAGACUUGGCAGAACUGAAAAGGAGGGAGGAAGGUGAAGGAUAAAAGGAUAUGUCUCCUAAAGACCACAAGGUAGACAGAGUGGGGUUCAAGUCAGGAAAAGGAUCGAGGAGGGCGCGCAUGCAUAGCAAAAUUAGGAAGUGACAAAGUCUGAAAGGGCAGCUAGUGCAGGAGCCAGAGAAGCAGCUGAGAAAGGGGGCAAAGGCCUAAUCUAAACCAGAUGUGGCCUGGGCAGCUCUGAUAGGAGUGAACCGACCUAGGGAGGCAGGUCUAAGAAGGGGCAGGUCUGGCCUGGGGCAUACAUCAAUAGAAGCCCACCGAGGGAGGCAGAUCUCAAGGCAGGUGGCUCCAGUAGAUGCAAGACAAGAGGGAGGCCUGACUGUCGCUAGUGGUCGUGCCCUGGGGUGCGUGGAAGGACGAGGCUAUAGGUCCACCUUCCCACCCACGGCGGCGUCUCCCCCCGAGGCUCUGUCACAGAGCCCGAUCGGGGUGGGCGGAGGGGACGCAAACUAAGCCAGCCAGCGGGGGUUGAGCUGGGGGUGAACCAGUCCGGCGAUGUGGGGCUGGUGGCGGGUAGUGCCGCGAACAACACAGCGUUACCCGUGGCGCACCAGUGUGGUCCUCUACGGGGUUCUGUACUCGUCCGGGGACGCGCUGCAGCAGCGCCUGCGGGGCUGCGAGCACGACUGGCAGCAAACGCGGCGCGUGGCCACCGUGGCCAUCGGCUUCCACGCGAACUUCAACUACGUGUAUGCAGCUCCUGGUCGCGCACGGCGCACCCUGCUGACCAAGCUGCUCUGUGACCAGCUGCUGGGCGGUCCCAUCGCGCUGUGCGGCUUCUACAUAGGCAUGAGUAUACUUCAGAAGAAAGAGGAUAAGUUUUUGGACCUGAGGCAGAAAUUCUGGAAUACUUAUAAGACUGGUCUCUUGUACUGGCCUUUUGUGCAGCUUACCAACUUCAGUUUUGUUCCCAUUUACUUGAGAACAGCAUAUACGGGCCUCUGUGGCUUUGUCUGGGCUACUUUCCUUUGCUUCUCACAACAAAGUGGUGAUGGUACAGUGUCCUCGGUUUUGACAUGGCUUAAGAAAAAGGAGGCCAUCGAAGUUGAAGGGUCCCCAGAGAAAUGAUUGCUUUUAAACAAAUCGUUCUCAUCAAGUGGCCAAAAUUUAUUUCCUAAAAUGCAGUGAGUUGAACCAAGGAAAUAUUAUGUCAUUUAAAAAUUUUUAUUUCUAAAUAUAGCAAGUUUCAUUAUGAAGUAUUAUUGUACCAUAGAGAAAAAAUAAAAUUUAAAA
This is a messenger RNA of Phascolarctos cinereus (koala), 1461 nucleotides long. RefSeq names its product mpv17-like protein. The record is from RefSeq and is a predicted model, not a curated record. NCBI's taxonomy places the organism in Eukaryota, Metazoa, Chordata, Mammalia, Diprotodontia, Phascolarctidae. Gene Ontology annotation, biological process: mitochondrial ribosome assembly. Gene Ontology annotation, cellular component: mitochondrion; cytoplasm; membrane.